AUGAAGAAACCCAAUUGGGCGAAAAUACUGGGGUCCAACCAUGCCCUAAGGAAGUUCCUUUGUCCCACCCAUCCAACCAGAUCUGUGGCAGCCACUUCGAACUGCCCAAAGUCUUGUCUGCUCUCCAGAAAACCGAUCAAGCCCGCAACUUCUAGUCUACAAUCCAGAAAACCCGCACGUCCAGCGAAACUUAAGCUUAACAAGUGCUGGCAAAUGGCCACCGAUCCCGCCAAACUUUGUGCUUCCAGCCCAGAGGAGGCCGAUAAGAUAGAUAAGGCCGAGCCUAAGGAGAAGUCAAAGACGAAGCCAAAGGAUAAGCAGGAGCCCAAGUCGUGGGACGAGCUGGAGCGCAGGCCGAGCGAUUACCUGGAGCCCAAGUCACAGGAUGAGCAGGAGUCCAUUGGGGAUGCAAAGCAAACUAAGAAGAAGCCCCUAAGGCAGUCGCCAUGCAGGUCCAUUGAUUUCACGAAGAUAAAAUUCUUAGAUGCCAGAACUGGGCUAUGGGACACCCCAACGACCCCCACCGACGAGGGGGAUUCACGCUCGAUGAUCAAGCACAAUCGUCGUCCGCGGCUGAAGAUCGGGCCGGUCACAUCGAAGAAGUGGUAUGGGAUUCCGCUGUGCGGUCGACCCAGCCUGAUCAUGGGCAUGCCCUGUCCGUCGUCCAAGGAGACACAGCUGCGGCAGGAGCAGCUCUACCAGCAACCUAAAUAUCAGGAUCAGCACGCACUCAUGCUCCAGUCGCAGCUGCGCCAGCAGGAGGACUUUUAUGACAAACAGACCAUGCCCAGGAAACUGCGGUUCGUACUCGGAACAGAGCCGUACGGGGUGCCCUCGAAAAAGCAGUUCCAGCGUGUGCAGAGGGGCCAGCGGUAUUGCGGCAACUUUUACUACAACUAA
Drosophila miranda is the source of this 900-nucleotide messenger RNA. RefSeq lists its product as uncharacterized. The record is from RefSeq and is a predicted model, not a curated record. NCBI's taxonomy places the organism in Eukaryota, Metazoa, Arthropoda, Insecta, Diptera, Drosophilidae. The transcript has a single exon. The coding region runs from base 1 to 900 and encodes 299 amino acids.